UAGUUCUUGAGGAAGACGGAGGAGGCAUCGGAAGUCAACGACCAACACCCCAGCUACUUCGAGAAGAACAAGGUGAGGAAGGAGAGGAUGACGAGAGUGAAAAAGGCGACGACCAUGUCACUGAUAUGGGAUGGGAAGAAGCGUACGAGCAAGAAGUCUAACCGGUGUCCUCGACCUAGUGUUAAGCUGCGUUGCUGUGCGUUCAAUAGUUCUGUCUCCUCUUUACGGUUCUUUCCUCGCUACUAUGGCGACCUCUGCUUCAUCUCACGGCGUUGUUGGACCGCAAACUUCGACGACACCAUUAACUUCCUCUUCCCACCAAUUCUCGAAGACGAUGUGUCUUGAUCGUGCAUUUCUUUCCCCUCUCAACGUCUAUAUCGAUGGAUUUUCGAUCUUAUUUUAGUUCAGACAGCCUGAAAGAAGCUGAGCAGACUCCAUUGAAUGUACCAGAGCACACGCUCGACUACAUGUUAACCCAUCCUGGAGUAUGUAACCUCUCGGCAGAAAUGGGAUUGGUCAGAAACGCGCGUGUGCACGUCGUCGCGCUGCAUCGUCGCUUCCUCAAAGUCCAGCUUUUCAAUACAUUUGAAAGCCACUGCAUCCCCCGCAUUCCAUACGAACCGUUCGCCAUGGACAGUGAACCGAAGACAGCUUCCUCUACGACCCGCAUAUACAACUACAUUUAAUAAAUGUUAAGGUUUGACGCUAGCGCAAACUGUGAUCGACCUCCGGACUGAUCCCCUCGCUCACGAUCGAUUGUGCGCAGCGUUGUCGAGAGUGAGAACGCAGAGAGACACGCUGUCUAUUUGCAGAGACGAUAGUAAUAUAGUAUUUCCUGAGUUGCUACUGUAAACACAAUAUAUUGUCGUAGAACUGACCGAAGGGGAGUCCUUGUUGUAAAAUAAACAUAAGUCGUCCAAGUACUAGACGUUUUGAAUGUGGUCUAGAGGUUCCAUGGGACGCAUCUAACAUGCUAAAAGUGCAAGCGAGUCGAAGAAACAGACCGAAUGUCCUGCUGCUCUAUGAUGGUGCAGUC
Messenger RNA from Suillus subaureus, 1036 nucleotides. RefSeq lists its product as uncharacterized. Bases 381 to 686 code for a protein of 101 amino acids. NCBI's taxonomy places the organism in Eukaryota, Fungi, Basidiomycota, Agaricomycetes, Boletales, Suillaceae. The record is from RefSeq and is a predicted model, not a curated record. The transcript has 2 exons.